This is a messenger RNA of Somion occarium, 714 nucleotides long. The record is from the annotation of a GenBank genome assembly. NCBI's taxonomy places the organism in Eukaryota, Fungi, Basidiomycota, Agaricomycetes, Polyporales, Cerrenaceae.
GCUCCGGACCCUCAUGGUGCCACUUGCCGCUCGGCUAUGCCCGUCAAACGCGACCACACACUGGCAAGCAAACACCCCAGAAUGGCAGGCUACCGGUCAGCAGGACACCGCAGCAAGCCCCUCUUGGUCUCUCCAGGACCGUCGCCGGCCUCUCUCCUGCCCAUACUUGGCCAAGUCUCUUUCACCUCUCCACGUCUGAUUGCACUCUCUUGCACUCUCUCCUCUGCCCUCCACGAGACAUCUGCUUUGAGACGUGCGGAUCCUAUACCGAGUGUCUUCACACUCAAGCACCCUGAUUGCCAAAACCUUACUCGGUCUUCUGGACCUUCUUCCAUCAGCAAACACCUUCACAUUGCCUGGACCUUUCCUGCCCUGACGCCAGUUAUCGGGACUGCUCCUUCACGCAUUGUCUUCAUCCAGUGGCUCAAUAAUCCUUCUCCAGCUGUUGCCGUCUUCUCAAUUCGUAUUCUCGCAGCAACUCCAACUGUCUACAAUUGUCCUACCCGAAAAUCCUUGUCCUCGUUCGUUAUCUGCUCAUGGCCGAUAUGUGUACACGCAAUUGCGCAAUGCAGUGUUUCGAAGUCUCGUCCCUCCUGUCAUCCAAACGGCGGUGGGAUUGAAUCCGCUCUCAUUCUGGCUGAGUAUCCUGCUUCCGCCGUUUCAACGCACAUUGCCUCCGAGAACGAGACCUUCGCCGUUACAAUCCAGACUUGA